Branchiostoma floridae (Florida lancelet) is the source of this 720-nucleotide messenger RNA. RefSeq names its product cellular retinoic acid-binding protein 2-like. Gene Ontology annotation, biological process: fatty acid transport. NCBI's taxonomy places the organism in Eukaryota, Metazoa, Chordata, Leptocardii, Amphioxiformes, Branchiostomatidae. The transcript has 6 exons. The record is from RefSeq and is a predicted model, not a curated record. Gene Ontology annotation, cellular component: cytosol; nucleus. Gene Ontology annotation, molecular function: fatty acid binding. The coding region runs from base 214 to 615 and encodes 133 amino acids.
CGCCAACUUCAGACACCCAAAGGGGUCCUCACCACCAGCCAUCCUAGGAGCGACUGCAGAAAAAUCAACACAGAAAUUUGAGCGGUGGCGUUUCUUGUGAUCGGUCUGCAGGAACCUCGGCACGGCCCUCGGCUCAAGGCUCACUUCGGUGCACAGCGCCCUCGGAACGGUACCGGGGGCCCCAGGUCCUCAACACACACGAACCGAUCCAAGAUGACGACCGACUUCAAUGGAAAGUGGAAACUGGUCGACUCGGAGAAUUUUGAUGCUUAUUUACAAGCUGUGGGGGUAAACUUCAUGAUCCGUCAGCUGGCGAAAGCGGCCACCCCCAGACAGGAGGUUCAGCAGAACGGCGACAACUUCGUCAUCAAGAGCAGCGGACUGCAGACCAAGGUCACCAACUUCACCAUCGGGGAGGAGUUCGAGGAUGAUUCACCCAUCGGAAAAGUCAAGUGUACAAUAACCUGGAAGGACGGGAAGCUCCACACCUCUAUAGAGGGACCCCGAGGUCACAUGUGGUCAGAACGAGAGAUGCGGGAGGACGGCAGGUGUUAUCUCACGAUGUCGGCACCGAACGGGACGACUGCAGUCAGGAUCUUUGCCAGGGACGAGUAGCCAUGGUAACCGUAACCAUGGCAACCAGACGACGCUACCAUGUCUGAUUACAAUUUAAGAAUCAAUCAGUAUGUUUUUACUGUUCAGAAUUGUGAAGUUUAAGGU